Dermacentor albipictus is the source of this 3066-nucleotide messenger RNA. RefSeq lists its product as uncharacterized. NCBI's taxonomy places the organism in Eukaryota, Metazoa, Arthropoda, Arachnida, Ixodida, Ixodidae. The record is from RefSeq and is a predicted model, not a curated record.
AUGCUUUUGGCGAAGUUGGCUGAGUGGAACCUGAACACUGCGUGUGCUGCAGUGACCAUGCUGCUAUGUAGGUGAGCUAGCGGGAUGCUGGUGAUCAUUGAAAGCAUUGACGCACCAUGGUAAAGUGGUCUCGAUCUUCAGACAAUGCCACGUGAGACACUACCUGCGGAAAGAUGGAAGACACUCGUGGCCCUUCAAAUAAUGAAUCUAAGACUUCUUGUUCGGUCGUAGGUUUUUCUUUUUUCUACAAAGAAAGUAGUCCACCGACGAUUACGAUACUCCCUGACACUAAAUUUGAGCGCAGCCUUCUGUGUUUUCAUUCAGCCAUAUGUUGGCUGGCGCGGACAAUCUGUCUCGUGCGGAACGUUUCAAACGGAGCGAAGUGUGGCGCGACUGCCUCUCUAAUCGGGAGAUCGCGAGAGGCAGCGCGAGGCUGACGCGUGAGCGCAAUCCCAAGCAACCGCCGCAGACAAACCUCCUCUCAUGCAGCGCUUUGUUUUUCAUACAGACGACACGCGCUACUCUGACGCCGAUGUCGUAGCCAUCGUCGCCGCAAAGCCAAUCUUGCGCGGCACUUUCGCCGUACCCUUCCCCUCCGCUUUCCUCCUCGCGCUCUCUUCGCUAUUGCCGCCUUUGAUCCGCGCUGCGCAUUCGCUCUUUCAUCCUUCGCUGUGCCAGUUCGUUACGAGUACGCUGAGGGACGACGCCGACACGCCGCAGGAACGGGCGCCUGAGAGCUGUGCUCUAAAAUACUUCUCAAGGCUCCCUUUCGACCAACUUGGACUUCCAUUGACUUUCAAUUUUGCUGUCUCUCGAGGCCUUGGCUCCGGGCUCAACCACGACUGUUAGCGGAAUCGGAAGCGAAGGCUGGCAACAUAGGAGAGAGAUGGCGGCCGCGAAGGAAGACAGUCGUAACGCUGUCUUGAACUAUUUUCUUUUUCUUUUAUCUAUUAAAGAGCGCGCUUCUUUAAAAUCUGUGUUCUGCGAAGAAAUUCCUAACGCGAAGAUGUCUGCCUUUUAACCUGUAAUUUAAUUUGCAACAUAAAUAGCUUGUUGCUCUAAUGUGACAUACGGGCAUAAUGUGACAUGCUGACAUACAUAAUGUGACAUACAUGCAGCCUUACUUAUUUUCUCUCUCCCUUGGAAAUUGUCAUGCAAAUUUUAUUUACUCAUUUAUUUUAAAUGUAUGCCACCCGCUUGGCCCAUCCCCAGUUGUGGGGUAUGCGCCUUGUUUUGGGAUCAUCAGCAUCGCCAAGUAGGCAGCCGAAGGAGCAUCUACGCUGGUGUCUUGCGCCCCAGUCACCUUACUACAGUGAUACGAUGGUUCACGAACGUGAAGAGGAGGAUUCCGUGGAAGACAAGUACAUAAUCACGGAAAGGUCGGCGAGCGGUGAAGACGAUGCGCCUGAAGAGGAGGGAGGUGCCAUGCUGGGCCUUGGCUCGAUGGCGUGCACCGUGUGCAGUGUCGCCAUCUUGUUCGUCUUCCUCACACUCCUGGUGGGCCUGCUGUUGAUGCCAGGAGCCUCCGGACCUGAGCACUUGAAGUCGGGAAACAGUAGCGACAAGGAUGCCGCUGGUUCUGGUGUGGUCCGCUUCAGGGCGCCUGCCAACCCGUCCGCUUCGGCUGCGACGCCACCGAGCGGCCUGCCAGACCACACGCGACAGCGACUGACCUCGGUUGCGAAAAGUUCUACUGCAGUGAGAAAGGAGAAGAGUACCACAGUGAGUAAGGAACCGAAGGAAGCUACUGCAGAUAAGGAAGGAAAUACCACGGAAGUGGCGAGCACCAAGUUUACUACAACGCCGAGAACGGAGAUACCUUCGCCGAGUAAAUCAGUUGGGACGACGACAACGGCGAAGCCCAUUCCGGUCAACACCCUGAUCUGCGUCCUGAACGCCGACAUGAAGCAGACGGAGGUAUCGCAGCUGCCCGAGGACGGCCUGUGCGAUCUCGUAUUCUACCAGGCGGACGAGAAAGGACACGCCAUUGUGAACGGUUCCGGCGGUUCGUUCAAAGCAAACCUCGAGCUCGUCGUACAAGCGGCCGCCAAUCACACCAAGACCGAAUACGGUCUCAGCUUCGACUAUAGUUCGAUGACAGUUACGCGAGAAUUGCUGUCGACCGACGUCGCCAGGACGACCUUGGAAGAGUUGUGGAAGAAGAAGAUCUACCACUACGCCUUUCUCACGUUGCCGUUCUUCCAUGUAACGAAGACAUUGUACAGAAAGGUGUUUUACUAUCUGAAGGAUGUGAGCAAGAUUCUUCACAAGGGACUGCCGCCAUCGCGACCGUGUUUCUUCCUUAUCGGCGAAACCUUCGUCUCCGAAGCUUGGUUGAACUACGCGUUUAAUAACAUCAGGGAAAGGAUGCACGUUCAUGGCGCGGUCGUGUACGGGCACAUGACGUCCGAUGACCGCGGCCAUGGUCAAGUCGUGCCACCAAGCUUCUGGAACUCGACGCUUAUAAUAAACAAGCAAACAUACGCAUAUAAUUUGGAUUCGACGCACUGGGCUCUCGGAAAGCUUGCGCAACAAAAGCUCGGCUACACGCGGUUCUUCCUUUCGGUGACAACCGGCGCCCGCUACUACGCGCCCGUCACGGACGCCAAGUAUGAGAUCCUUGCCGCCACCUACUACAACAAGGACGAGCCACCUUACAUCGACAUUGGCCAGGUCUGCAAGAGCAAAGACUGGUCAGCGGGCUUUCGCGAGGAGAGCCCCACUGGUGCCUAUUACGCCAACACGAAGAUCCAAAGGAUGGUCACUUACGACAACGAGAGGUCGUUUCGGGCGAAGUUAUGCAAGGGCAAGAGUCUCAUAACCGCGGCGAAGUACGGCUUCGCCAUCUACGGCGUCAACUUGGACGAUCCGGGAAACGUGUGCGGAAACGGCGCCUACUCGCGCGUGCGCUACCUUAAGAAGUUGAUGCACUUCUUCAUCGAGAAGUUUAACAGCGCCAACGAUUACGAUGAGUGCAUGUGGCAGUAAAGUCAGAGUAAAUGAUUGUUGAAUAAUUGAGCGACUUCAGGUCACCAUGACCGCGUAUUAAACAAUUUUCAUCGCCGA